CAAUACCUUUAUUAGCAGCCGAUUAUUCCUUAAGAGACACAUAACGUUCAAAAGUCAUCUUCAAGACGUCCAAUGCAACACAGGUUUUCCUUUUAGGCAUCUUAAAGACGUAUUCAACAUUUAUAAACUGUCUGGAUUCUUUUCCUUUCUUUUAUUACUCUUUAUUUUAUUAAUUCUCUUCGCUAUCAUUUUGCACCGCAACAAACCAGCGUAUUCCACAAGGUCUUAGCCGGUAAGAGGGAAUUGCGUUUUCAUUCCAGCACGUUACAGUCAUGGUGCAUAUCUGCGUAAAGUCAGUUGCAUCACGCCCUUUCGACAGUGACUGUUGCAUUGGGAGUUGCUUACCGCAGUGAGCAGUUGUUGCAUUCUUGUAUUUUUUUAAAUAUCAAUAUUAAUCGUUAUCCGAUAUCACGUGACAAAAAACGGACUUCCUGUAGAAGUGAUCGCAACAUUAAAAAUUCAAUACUCGAAAUUACUUCUAGAUUCGAGAGUUUAGAAAGCCGAGGGAGUUUCGUAAAAGUAUUAACAGUGGGAUGUCGAAGGCGCCUGUACGUGUGACUGAGUUGAUUUGAUGUUAGUUGCGCCCAUCGUCUUAUUUUUGUCUUGUUCCUUCGGUUCUCGGAACGAUUACAAAAAAAGUUCAAAUACACUUGGAUUUCACGAGUGUCCAAUAUUAUUAUUAUUACCAUCAGUUGAUGUAAUAACUUUCGGGUAACUUCGGGAAAGAUCGCCAAGAAUAGAGAGAGAUCGGGCCUAAUCGAAUGCUGUCUGAAGUAUUUACAAGUUUAUAUACCUACGUAAGAGGGUCGCAAUGGAAACAGAAAAGUCAACAGUGACAGAUAAGGAAACGAAAUUGAACGUAAAAUCAGUUAAGGAGCCUAACGAGAUCGUUUUGUGUCUAAAGAAAUCGGACGAUAGAAGAAGCGGGAAAUUUGAAAGCCAGGAGGAAGAAUCGAGCGAGCGUCUACCGCGGGCCGAGGAAUAUAACUGCGCUGAGAAUCCCCGCGAUUCUGUAAUAUCGACUGAUAACAAGGAAUCGAAAUUGUCAUUGUCGAAUGACGUCACGCGGGAAUCCCUCAAGACAAGCGAAUCAAUAGUAAAAAUGCCACAAUCGAGCACCACCGACAAGUGGGACGACGAGGAGCUCACGUUGGAUCUGGAGGAACCGUCGGCGGAAGUGAUGGAGUACGCGAGACAGGAACUCGGCGAGACGGAGGAAGUCAAGUGCCUGACACUGCAGGAACUACGGGACAUGAUAUACGAGCGCGGCGAGUGCCUGCCGAAUAGAAUGGACGACGCCUUCCUGAUCAGAUUUCUACGAGCCAGGAACUUCAACGUGCAUCGUGCACAUCGAUUGAUAGUCAACUACCUCAACUUCAAGGAAGAACAUCCUGAUAUCCAUCGGGACGUGAAUCCUUUGGAGAUGCGACACAUUGGUGACGAUGAUCUGAUGACAGUCCCUGCCUACAGGACUCAGUGUGGUCGAAGGAUGAUGAUAUAUCGAAUGGGUAAUUGGGAUCCCAGGAAAUAUCCGAUAGACGAAAUAUUCAAGGCCACCGUUAUCAUAUUGGAACUAGGUAUACUGGAGCCUACAGCACAGGUUUUGGGUGGCGUCGUUAUCUUUGAUCUGGAAGGCAUCACAAUGACUCAUGCAUGGAGUAUAACACCACAGGUAGCAAGCAUGGUUUUGUCUCUAAUGGUCACAGCGUUUCCGAUGAAAACCCACGCGAUUCACAUACUUCAUCAGUCCUGGGUAUUCGACGCUAUUUUUACAGUAUUCAGGCCACUGAUAGAUUCUAGAAUGCGCGACAGGAUAUUCUUCCAUGGGGAUGAUAUGGAGAGUCUCCAACGACACGUGUCGCCAACUUCACUACCGAAAAAGUAUGGCGGUACCCGGGCCGAGUUACCCUAUCACAUGUGGUUUGACGCCCUCAGCAAGGUACCUAGAGUCGUUAAGGAAAUGCAUCAGCUCGGUUAUGUCAUCCCUGAGGAAAUACUAAAAACAAUUCAGGACUAAAUUGAAUAUGGGUUAUCGAUAGGGAUCAAUAUUAUCGUCGAGUAGGUUGUACGAUCAAUAUCACUAAUUUUCACGUGUCUUUUCUUCCUGCACUGUUUCUUCUCUUUUUGUGAUAAAAGCGCCAUUUCUAUGCAAUGCA
Messenger RNA from Cephus cinctus (wheat stem sawfly), 2156 nucleotides. Its product is annotated as alpha-tocopherol transfer protein. The record is from RefSeq and is a predicted model, not a curated record. NCBI's taxonomy places the organism in Eukaryota, Metazoa, Arthropoda, Insecta, Hymenoptera, Cephidae. Gene Ontology annotation, molecular function: phosphatidylinositol bisphosphate binding. Gene Ontology annotation, cellular component: membrane. The transcript is spliced from 4 exons. The coding region runs from base 812 to 2017 and encodes 401 amino acids.